GUUGUGAUACACGUAUGCAGAAACACCACAGGAAGCACCUCCAGGCAUGUGCAGGUCCAUUGUAGUAGUUGUAGAAGUUUAUAUAGGUGUUCUGUGGUUGUAGCUUUUCAUAAGCUACUCUGCAGAUCCUACGAGUCUGGUAGCUACUACAAGGUUUUCAUUGCUUUUCCAUGCUUACUGCGCUUUCCGGUUAUUCAUUGCUACGGAGCGUUCUCUUAAGCGGAGGGCUAGUGUGUGCAGUUUUCCAUCACUUCUAAAAAGUUCUUAGUAUGAUAAUGGCCGAGCUUGGCAAAUUACGAUUUCGCUAGCGGGCUCGUGUCCGACCGACCGCGGGGUAGGCGCGCGUUAUAACAGUACAGCACACGGUUGGGACCACGAUCGAGCCGUGCAACAUGCGCAACAAGUGCGAGACGCUGCUCGUUCGGCACUUGCCGACCUCGAUGAGCGAAGCGGAAAAGAUCGACCUGCUCAAGCACUUCGGCGCUGACAGCGUGCGAUGCAUGCGAUCGACGGGCAAGCUGAAGAACUCCGCGUUCGCGACGUUCCCGACGCAGGACGCCGCCGACUGCGCUCUCGAUCGUUUGCACCAGGCCGUGCUCAUGGGCAGCCGUCUGGUCGUCGAAUACGCGCUCGGCAAGCAGGUAGACCGCUAUUUCCCGAGUAAGAGCGAGCAGUUCUCGGAGUCUGCGAGCGCAGCAGAAAUCGCCGACAAGCAGGCGGCUGCGACGUCGUCGAAGGAUGAGUACAAGUCCAAAAUGGAGGCGUUCGCGAUCAAGCUGCACGCGAUGUCCGCGGACCUGGGGCUCGACUACGUUCUCAACCCGAUGCUGACUUACGCCUACCCUCCUGCGUCUCCUGCGAUCGUGGCGAACAUAGCUGCCAUGCUGCUCUCAGUGCCCAAGUUCUACACUCAGGUUCUGCAUUUGAUGAACAAGAUGAACCUCCCGGCCCCGUUCGGACCUCCGAUGCCGCAGCCGCCCAUGAUGCAACAAUCUCUCCCCGUCAACCCCGGUCUCGCCACGAGCGAAACCCAACCCACGGCUUCCGCUGCGGCUGCCGAAGCGUCGGGCGGUGACCACGAGUCGAGCUUGGAGGAGUCUGAGAUGGAGAGUGACGAAGACGACGCCUUUCAGAGAGCCCAGCUGCAGCAGUCCGUGAUACCAAAGAAGCGCAAAGCCAAGACCCAGCUGAAGAGGCCCAAACUCCAAAAGCUUCUACCGCCUCAGCCGGUUCAGGAGCAUGGGCCCAAGGCGUCGGAUGUGUUCGAGCCACUCGUCGAAGACAGGGGAGUGCCGAAAGCUAUAGCCAUCAACAUCCGACAUGAAAUCGACGGCGAAGCACAAGUGAAGCAAACGACAGCACCAGAGGUUGUGGAGGGAGGCGGCUUUGGCAUUCUGCCUGCCUUGCCCAAGCCAGUGGAAACCAGUGAGACGAAUGCCAGUGAUGACAACUAUGACUGGAGUGGAACGCAGUUCCUGCGGAGGGAGGAGAUCAGGUCGGGGCGUAUCUCCAGCGACGAGAUGAGCAGAGCGUCCGUGUUCAAGAACUAUGAGCCAGGAGAUGUGGCCUCCAGGCUCUACAUAAAGAAUGUGGCCAAGGCUGCGACUGUUGAGGACUUGUUUCGCAUCUAUGGAGGCUACAUCGAUGCCAACUCUGAGGAACAGUGUAAUGCUUUUGACAUAAGGCUCAUGAAAGAGGGCCGCAUGAAAGGGCAAGCGUUUUUAACACUUGCCAGUGAAACUCAGGCAGACAGAGCUCGAAGGGACACCAAUGGUUAUCUUCUGAAAGGGAAGCCGCUUGUUGUGCAGUUUGCAAGGUCAGCAAAAGCCAAGAAGCCGCCCACGGACUGACAAUGCUUGCCUUAAUGUGUUACUUUAUUGAAGUUGUUCAUGUGGGCACCUGUAAAUAAGCAUAAGCAAUGCGGUAAUGUAUAAAGCUGAAAGUAUAAAAGUUGUGCUACGCACAACUUUUAUACUUUCCUUUUUAAUGUGAAUAAUACUUCAUGUCUGAUCUGCAUGUAAGCAAAGUGCGCCAGUAAUACUUCAUCAAGGUGUAUCCACCUCUCUUUGUGAAAUGCAACUAUUCUUGUAUAUAAAAUUGCUGUAUGAUGCAGCUGUUGAUGAUGAUGCAGCCGCUACAAUUUGAGAAAAGGGCACACACAUGAAUGGAUCAGGCCAAAAAAAAAUAUGAAAAAGAAAGAUUUAGGGAUUUCAGUUCUCCACGUAGUGCUUUUCACACUGUCACCUCUGCUGAACUUGAAGUUUACGUCUCGUGCUGCUAUUUCCAUUAGUUGAUUCUGCUACAACUGUAUGCUGUCUGUGCCCAGGCUUACAUAUACAUGGGUUUAAUUUUGUUGGGCUACAACUGCAGAAGCAGACUCUUCUGUCUUAAGCCUCUUUAGCAAAGUUAUAUUGCUGUUAACAAGUAGCGUGGUGGUGGGUACCAGUGCAACAUCAAGAUUCGUAAAUCUCUGAAGAUUGGUAUUUUUCGACAGCUAAGAUGAUUCAGAAUAUGAAAAGACAUUGAAAAACUGAAAUAUGAAAAACUGGAGUUGCAGUCUUCACCAGCUGAACGGAGCUCUAAAAUGUGAGCAGGCACUGCUAGUUCUCUCUGAACUUUGUCUUUGGUAAGCAUCUAUAUUGCAGCUGGUAGUUGUUCAACUGGAAGUGCACAGGAAGGAGAGUUAUUUUGCCUAACUAUGCCUAAUGCAAUACAGUGCAUUCAGUUACUCAACUAGUAUUUCUUUCCCUUUUAAGGUAAUAGCUAGAGCGGAGAAAAGUUCCUAUGGGACGCACAGUUAGUUUAGCCGUCUGUUGACAUCUGAAUGGCAACCAGCAAAGGGGUCUGAAUAAUGGAAGUAAUGUACAAGAAUGGAAGAGAUGGGAGAUGAUACUGGGUGUCCGAAAAGUAACUGUCUAAUGAGAAUAUAAACAUAAAAAUAUGAUGAUGAUUGGGAAUGGAAUUGCAGUUUCACAUGUGAUUUGAUAGUGCAAGACCUUGUUCGUUUGAUAACAAAUGUGGGGUGCACUCAAAGGAUGGGCGAACGAGAACAAUCCUCGCACGCUGCAGGUGGCUAUUACUUAGCAUGCUGUACAGACAACUUCAACACCCUUCCACCAAGUGCUUAACAAUAUGCAGUGUUGUAUGAACACAAAUCUUCAAGCCGGUUGCAGCCAUUUUCAGCAUCUGUACUGAUCACUGCCACAAAUAGAGAUUUGAAAUUUUCA
Molecule: messenger RNA, 3227 nt
Organism: Dermacentor andersoni
Lineage: Eukaryota; Metazoa; Arthropoda; Arachnida; Ixodida; Ixodidae
Product: RNA-binding region-containing protein 3-like
Biological process (GO): mRNA splicing, via spliceosome
Cellular component (GO): U12-type spliceosomal complex
Molecular function (GO): protein binding; U12 snRNA binding; pre-mRNA intronic binding
Source: RefSeq, a predicted model, not a curated record